AUGAAGGGGUACACCUUUGACUCAGCCCUGAUGAGGGAGAGGGACAACAAGUUCACGUCCAACCUGCCAGGGAAAUACAUAGAUGUCAGAGACCUGCCCGCAAAUGCAAACACACCCAGUGUACCCUACCAGCAGGCUCCCCGCAAGGAUGAGAUUGUCUACUUGCAGCAGGAAGUGGCGAUGAAUUCGCCCUUAAACCUGAAGCCCAUGGAAAUGGAGCAGGCGGAAGCCAACCUGCAUCAUGUAAUCUCUGAGAGGGACAGCCUGAAGGAGCAGCUCAGGAUCCUCCAGGAACGAGCCCUUAGCGAGCGGGACUACCUGAUACAGAGGGUAGAGGACCUACAGGCCACCAUCCUAACACUGGACCAGCAGCGCAGUGAAUCUAAAAGCAAGCAGUCCACAAUGGAAGAGGAUAUGCUGGGCCUUGAGGGGGAGAUCCACACCUUAGGCAGCAAGCUGCAAUCUACUGAAGAGGAGCUUACCAAGACGAAAUCUGAGUGCAUCUCACUGAGGAGCCUGCAGCAGGCUAUGAGAGGGAAAGACCAGGAGCUGGAGGCCUUGCGGAGGAACCUGGCUGACACAGAGGCGGAGUUGGACGCUAUGCUGAGAGAGAAGGAGGAAGCAAGUGCUCAGCUCAGAGCCAACCUUGACAAGGCCUAUAUAGAUAACCAGACCCUCCUGCGCAAGGUUGAGGGCUACAACCAGGAAAUGAAGGUCCUCCAAGGCAAACUGCAGGACUACGUCACUGAGACUUCCUGCACAAAUGAACUGCUGUCCUCCAAUGAGGAAGUCAUUGAACAGCUCCAGAAUACAAUCGAGGAGCUAGAGAUGUCAGCAGGAAGCCUGCAGCAGGCUGUGAGAGGGAGAGACCAGGAGCUGGAGGCCAUAAAGAAGAACAUGGCCAGCAGAGAAGCAGAGCUGAUGGGUGUCAUGAGGGAGAAGAAGAUGAUGGUGGACGCAAAUGCUCAGCUCAGAGCUGAACUGGACAAGACCUAUUUGGAUAUUCAGGCCCUGCAGCGCAAGCUACAAGAGUCCGGUCAGGAAGUGGAGGUCCUCCAGAACAAAUUCCAGGAAUAUGAUGUUGACAUGUCCUGUAUGAUGGAUGAGCUGUCCAUGAAAGAGAACGUGAUUGGACGUCUGCAGCUCACUGUUGAGGAACUGGAGAGGAGUUUAGAGAGCCUGCAGGUAGCCUUGAGAAGAGGGGACCAGGAGCUGGAAACCGUGCAGAGGAAACUGGCCGAAACGGAGGAGAGCCUCAGCUCUGCCAAGAGGGAGAAAGAGAUCAUGCUGCAGACAAAUACCCACCUGAGAAUCAACCUUGACAAGGCUUACUUGGAUAAUCAGGGCCUGCAGCGGAAGGUAGACAACUCCAGUCAGGAGGUGGAGGUGCUGCAGAGCAAACUAAAGAACUACGAUAUGGACGUGUCUAACAUGGAGGAGCAGCUGUCCUCCAAGGAGAAAGUCAUCGGACGUCUGCAGCUAACACUUAAGGAGCUGGAGACAUCAGCAGAGAGUCGGCAGGAAGCCAUGAACAGGGGCAGCAUGGAGCUGGACGGCCUGCGGAGGAAACUGCUUGACACAGAAGAGAGCCUGGACACUGUGAUGAGUGAAAGGGAUGCUGUGCUGGAGGAGAACACUGACCUAAGAGAUGACCUCGAAAAGGUCAAGUUUGAAAACCAGGCCCUAUUGAUCAAGUUGGACGGGUGCAAUCAGGAAAUGGAGAUCUUUCGAAAGAAACUCCGGGAAUAUUUCACUCAGAGCUCUAACACCAAGAAACUGCUGAACUCUAAGGAGAAAAUCAUUGGGCGUCUGCAGCUGGCGGUUGAUGACCUGGAGUCAUCGUCAAAGAGCCUGCAGCAGAUAGUGAGCGGAAGAGACCAGGAGCUGGAGGCAGUAAAGAAGAAACUGACAGCUGCUGAGAAAAACCUGGACACUGUGAUGAGGGACAAGGAAACGGUACUUCAGGGUAACGCCACCUACAGGGAUGUGAAUGUCCAAUCGGAUGAUCAGGCUGUACAGAGCAAGGUGGGGGGCUACAACCAGGAAAUGGGGGAGCUCCAGAGGAAGCUCCAUAACUUGAACACAGGUUUUUCUGGCUUUGAGACCUGGGUAUCCACCAAGACACUGUGUCUGCUCUUCAAAUAA
Molecule: messenger RNA, 2145 nt
Organism: Megalops cyprinoides (Indo-Pacific tarpon)
Lineage: Eukaryota; Metazoa; Chordata; Actinopteri; Elopiformes; Megalopidae
Product: testis-specific gene 10 protein-like
Exons: 20
Coding region: 1-2145 (714 amino acids)
Source: RefSeq, a predicted model, not a curated record